CGUGUGUGUUGCACGUGUUGAUUGUGUUUGCUGGUGGUGAUCCUCGUUUUCAAUUGCAAAUUCAAGCCGAAAAUCGACGUGACAUGCGAUGAGCGAGCACAAAAUGACGUUAUAUACUAUUUCCGAGGAGAAUUUGCUCCGUUUCUCGGCAAAAAACAAAGAGUUCGAAAAGUUUUUAACGAAUUACGAUGCGAAGGAUCUCAAAGCUGGACAUGUUCAGGAUAUCUUUGAGUACAUUGCUGCUGCAUUUCUGGAUCCCAGAUACACAGCUUCAGUAGUGGAAUGUUUUCGGAGGCACUUUGUGAAAAUUCUUCAUUUGGCCAUAUCAGUUGAGCAGGGAGAAGCUGAUAGGUACAUCACAAUUAGAAAUACAGUUGCCUUGGCCAAAACAAUUGAACUUCAUCCAGAUAGUGAAAGUUUUAUAUUAAAGUAUUUCGAGAAAUGGACUGAUCUCUUUACAGAAGAUGCUCAGAGUGCUCCUAAGAAAAAGAAAAGAGAUGUGGCAGUAUAUGCUUUUAGUGAUUUAGAUUUUGUUGAGGCCUGCUAUAAACUACUGAAAUUUAAACCAGCUUUUUUCAAGGGAAAAUGGAAUUGGUCCACAUUUUUUGCAAAGUAUGCAAAUCACAAAGAUGCUGCAGUGAGGUGGAUUUAUUGUCAUUGUGUGGGGCUGUAUACAGGGAUGGGUGAAAUCCAAUUGAAUAAUUAUUUGGAUAUAGUAUUGAAAUCUUCUGAGAGAAUUGAUAGUGACUUGAAAUAUGGCUUGAGCAGGCAGAUUGCCAUUAGUGAUAUCCAAAAUGCAGAUUCUGAUAUGCAUGGUAUCAUUACGUCGGAGUCGGUGAUUUGUGUUUGUGGUAUUUAUCUUCCUGUGUAUGAAAAAGUUGUUGCGACGUGCGGGAAAAUCGUUGAGGUUGCGUCGACAAGGAAUAACUUGCAGAGGAUUGCUUUGGGGAUUGCUGCUAACAAGACUGUGAGUCUUUUGGGUCCAGUGGGGAGUGGAAAAACUUGUUUGGUGGAAUAUUUGGCUGCAAAAACUGGACGUGUUUUGGGGAAGAGUUUUAUUAAGAUUCAGCUGGGAGAUCAGACUGAUAGCAAAAUGCUUUUGGGAACUUACAAAUGCACUGAUGUUCCUGGUGAAUUCAUCUGGCAACCAGGAGUUUUAACUCAGGCUGUAAUUGAUGGCUCUUGGCUGCUUUUGGAAGAUAUUGAUUCAGCAAGUGUAGACAUUGCAUCAGUCUUGAACGGAUUAAUAGAAAACGGAUACUUAACUGUGCCUGGCUAUCAUGAUUCAGUACCAAUCAAACCCGGUUUCCAAUUGUUCUUAACGCAAAGAUUAAUAACGACGAUUACGGGACACCACCGAAAAUAUACAAACGCUAAUGCUUUAUUGGAGAAACAUGUUCUCACGAUAAACAUCGAUCCGCUUAUUGAUUCAGAACUUAUAGAGAUCAUUAGUGGAAUUUAUCCACAGUUGAAGACCAUCUGCACACGCAUGUCUGAUGUUUUCAAGACAGUUUCCGGGGAUGCUGAGAGGUUGCAGAAAAACGCGCGUCUGACCUCAACCCGAGACCUGUUCAAGUGGACUUCCAGAGCAGUCAUUGAUUUUGAUAUUGCCAGUCAGGCAAGUGCUUUGAGAGUUCUUCAAGAUGCUAUAGACAUAUUUUGCUGCGCUUUUCCGAACGCCGAUGAACGAGUAACGUUGGCACAGGCAAUUAGUGCUCAUCUGGGUAUCGUCGAACAGAAGGCGCAGUAUUUUUUGAACCAAUAUAAACCAAACUUGAGCAUGGGCGACAACGAUUUAAAGGUGGGCAGGGCUUUGAUUAAGAGGCAAUUCAAUAUUAAAUCGAAUAAAGUGUUGAAUUACUGCUUCACACGUCCUUUCGCUUGUCUGUUGGAGAGGAUUAUAUGCUGUGUGAAUCUGAGGGAACCCGUUUUAUUGGUAGGCGAAACCGGAACCGGAAAAACGAGCGCAGUACAGUACUUGGCACACACGGUUGGUCAAAAAUUACUUGUUAUCAAUAUGAACCAGCAGUCUGAUUCCGCCGAUCUAUUGGGCGGUUACAAACCCGUCGACUUCAAGUUCAUCAUUGCCCCAGUCAAAAAGCAAUUUGAGGCUGUAUUCAAAGGAUAUUUUAACGCCGAUGCCAACAGAAAGUUCUUGCAGAACUUGAACUACUGCUACAACGAGAAGCUUUGGAGCCAUCUUAUAACGUUGAUGAAGAAAAGUUACGAAGCGGCUAUGAACCGACUAGUGAAAAACGACGUGGGUCAAAAGCGAGUGCGAAGCGAAAGCAGCGAAAAGGAGAUUAAGUACAUGAAACAGUGGACUGAGGUGGGCUCCAAGUUAGAAAAAAUUGAGGUCCAAUUGAAGCACAAAACAGCGUUAGCAUUUGCGUUCAUCGAGGGAACUUUGGUGAAAGCCGUCACUAAUGGUUAUUGGGUGCUGCUCGAUGAAAUCAAUUUGGCCAACGCCGAGACUUUGGAAUGCCUUUCUGGUUUGCUAGAGGGUGCCGAAGGUAGUUUGAAUUUACUUGAGAACGGCGAGAAAAAACCUAUCAAGAGGCAUCCAAAUUUCACCUUAUUCGCUUGCAUGAAUCCAUCCACAGACGUUGGUAAAAAGGAUUUACCCGUUGGUCUGAGGAAUCGUUUCACCGAGUUCUUCGUGGAUGAAUUGAUCGAUCGCAACGAUCUCAUACUGAUGGUGAAUAGUUAUUUGGAGGCGCAAUCCAUAGGACCGGAGAAAGUAGAAAACAUUGUCAAGUUUUAUUUAAACGUACGAAAGGAAUCUUUGUUGUCUCUUUCUGAUGGUUUAGGACAUAAACCGCAUUUCUCUUUGCGUUCGUUGUGCAGAGCUUUGGCAGUGGCCUCAAAAAAUCCGUGCGGCGUUUUCACCAGAAGCUUGUAUGAAGCGUUUUGCUUGAGUUUCUUAACGCAACUCGAUGCAAAUUCGUACAAGGCUGUGGAGAAGAUGAUCGUAAAGUACAUAAUUGGUGGUCAGAAGGACCUGAAGGCCAUUUUGAAGGGACCUAUUCGAGAGCCAAGCGUUGGCAAUUACUUGCAGUUCGAGGGAUAUUGGGUGUUGAAGGGUUCUCUCGAACCAACCGUUGCCGACGAUUAUAUUCUCACCGAUUCGGUCCGUAACAAUCUUAAAGAUCUUGUUAGGAUUGUGUCCAUCGGACAUCUUCCUGUACUGCUUCAGGGUGAUACUUCUGUUGGUAAAACCAGUUUGAUUACAUAUCUGGCUAAGGCGUCUGGCUACAAAUGCGUGAGGAUCAAUAAUCACGAGCAUACUGAUUUGCAAGAAUACAUUGGGUCGUACGUUGCCAAUGAGGAUGGAAAAUUGGAGUUUCAAGAAGGUUGUUUGGUGGAGGCGAUGCGCAAAGGUCAUUGGAUUAUUUUGGACGAGUUGAAUUUGGCUCCGACUGAUGUUUUGGAAGCGUUAAAUCGUGUGCUCGAUGAUAAUAGGGAGCUGUUCAUUCCCGAAACUCAGGAGGUGAUCAAGGCUCAUCCGAACUUCAUGCUUUUUGCCACUCAAAAUCCGCCUGGCACUUACAGUGGCAGGAAAAUGCUAUCCAGGGCAUUCAGGAAUCGUUUCGUUGAGCUGCAUUUUAACGAGAUUCCUCAUCCUGAGUUGGAAUUCAUUCUGCAUAAGCGCUGCCACAUGGCUCCGUCGUACGCAAAGAAAAUGAUCAACGUUAUGAAAGAUCUACAAACUAGAAGAAGAGGAUCUGCUGCAUUUGCCGGGAAACACGGCUUCAUUACACUUCGUGAUCUGUUUCGUUGGGGCGAACGUUAUCGACUAGCAGCGAAUUCCAACGCUCUCUACGAUUGGGAUCAACAUAUAGCAGAUGAGGGCUACUUGCUUUUGGCCGGAAGAGUCCGCAAGGGUGAGGAACGCGAAGAGAUCGCCGAAGUUAUCAAGAAGCACAUCAAACGCGAAGUUGUACCGCAGCAUCUGUUCACCCUUUCAGACAAAACUUCUUCCAUAACGCGUCCGAUUCUGGAGAAAAUUUACGAGAAUCGUGAUAGCUGCGGAAACGUGGUUUGGACCUACAACAUGCGCCAGUUGGCUGUACUCGUUUUCAAAGGUAUUGCGUUCAAGGAGCCCAUUUUGCUGGUGGGCGAAACGGGCGGUGGAAAAACGACGGUUUGUAAAUUGAUUGCGGACAUAAUUGGACAAGAUCUGAUCACAGUCAAUUGUCACAUGCACAUAGAAAGCAGCGAUUUUAUCGGUGGACUCCGUCCGGUCCGGGAGCACAGUGACGACAAUUUGAAUAAGUUAUUCGAGUGGGUGGAUGGUCCUUUGAUACAUGCCAUGUCCAAAGGGCAUUUGUUCCUCGCCGAUGAAAUUUCUCUAGCUGACGACAGCGUUUUGGAGCGUAUGAACUCGCUUUUAGAGCCGGAACGGUCUUUGCUGUUGGCGGAGAAGGCCAACAGCAAGGAAUCAGAGUUGAUAGUCGCAGAUGCGAGGUUUAGUUUUGUGGGUACGAUGAACCCCGGAGGUGAUUUCGGUAAGAAGGAAUUAUCACCGGCAUUGAGAAACAGAUUUACGGAGAUCUGGUGCGAGCCGUGCUCUAAUCGCCAGGACUUAAUCGACAUCGUAAAGCAUAAUCUCUGUGCGACGGUAUCGUCCCAGGGCGUCGCUAACAACAUCAUCGAUUUCGUGGAUUGGUUCAAGUUGCAAGAGAUCGGAAAGCGCUUCACGAUAAGCAUUCGUGAUAUACUCACCUGGGUCGACUUCAUUAAUGCGUGUGUAGAGAAAAUUGACCCGGCCACCGCUUAUUUCAAUGGCGCUUGUCUUACUUUCCUCGAUAGUUUCGGUUCUGGAGUCACCAGCAUGGAAGCAGAAUCCGUGCUGCAGGAGUUCAAAAAUGAAUGCGUUAACUUCAUUAAGAAUCAAUUGAAAGAAAGCACCAUUAACGUGGCUUCCGAUAAUCUCAAAGUGGAGAUGAUAGGAGAUAUAUUCGGUAUCAAACCCUUUUAUAUUCAUCUCGGCAAAGAAAAAGCGGAUUCAGUUGGCUUCGUCUUCGAUGCCCCAACGACAGUUUACAACACUCUCCGAUUAAUGCGAGGAAUGCAAUUGAAGAAGGCCAUUCUGUUGGAAGGUAGCCCAGGAGUUGGUAAAACGAGUCUCGUCACUGCAUUGGCCAAAGCCACUAGAAACAAAGUGUUCAGAGUGAAUUUAUCGGAUCAAACCGAUAUUUCAGAUUUGUUUGGAGCUGAUUUGCCUGUGGAAGAUGGUCAAGCUGGUCAGUUUGCGUGGCGCGACGGACCGCUUUUACAGGCGCUCAAGCAGGGCCAUUGGAUCUUGUUGGACGAGCUGAAUUUGGCUUCGCAAUCGGUUCUGGAAGGUUUAAACGCUUGCCUGGAUCAUCGCGGUGAGAUCUUCAUUCCUGAGCUCGGAAAGACCUUCAACGUUAAGAUGGGUACUAGAUUUUUCGGUUGUCAAAAUCCGCUGAAGCAGGGUGGCUCUCGGCGAGGUCUACCGCAAUCAUUUUUGAAUCGCUUCACCGAAGUCUACGUGAACCCCUUAAACGCUAGCGACAUGCACUGCAUUCUGCGUUCUCAAUUCCCCGGUCUACCGAAGGAUCUCCUUGAACGUAUGAUCAAAUUCAAUAUGGCGUUGAUGAGUGAACUGGAGAAGCACACGUUCGGGUGCAAGGGCGCUCCAUGGGAGUUUAACUUGAGGGAUUUAACAAGGUGGUGCGAAGCCACCAUUUACCAACGCGGAGAGAACGGUGGUGAUGACUGCAGACCUGAAAAUUUGGUGAUGUUGAUCUACGCCGAUCGCAUGAGAACUCUCGAGGAUAAGAUUAAGAUCUGCGAGUUGUUCGAGGCCGUUUUUGGAGUUUCCAUAGCGGGCACCAAUGCCGUUGCCUACAUAACCAAGGAAUCGGCAAUCUUCGGAGAUGUCAGAGUGUCCAGGGUUGAAGACGAGCAUUCAGCGAACUCUGCAGAAGAUCACGGAUUAGUACUCAGAAGUCAAAUGAGCGUUCUGCGCAGUCUCGGUUAUUGCGUAAACAUGAAUUGGAUGUCGAUUCUCGUCGGUACUGCUGGUUGUGGAAAGAGCAGCGUCGUCCGGACUUUAGCGAAGUUGGCCGGAAAAGCUCUUCGGGUGCUACCUGUCACCUCCGCCAUGGACACUACCGACAUCUUAGGUGGAUUCGAACAGACUGAUUACACGAGACAUUUGGAGGAGCUGGGCCAUCACGUCGAGGCCAUCCAUUUGCGAGCCGUCCGACAAAUGUUCGCUUCUGGUUCCGAGAAGGAGGCCAUCCAGUGUCUGCGCAUGUGGGAGAAAUACACGGCCCUAAAAACAGAGGUGAAAAAUUCAACAAUGCGUGAAGAGGCCGAAAACUGCGUGCAGAAGUUAAAGCAGCUCGAAGCGAUUCUGUCCGAACUGGGAGGAGUCGAUGGAGCGGACGUUGAACUGAUUGGUCGCUUAUUGAAGACCGGAUGUGCGAUCAGGGCCAAUGUCGAAAGACACGAGAGCCUGAACGCCGGCGGCAAAUUCGAAUGGGUCGACUCGGUGCUGAUAAAAUGUUUGCAAGAGGGCACCUGGCUGCUCGUGGAUAACGUUAACCUCUGCAGUUCGGCCGUUCUGGAUCGACUGAACGGUCUGCUCGAGCCGAACGGUGUUCUGAUUGUCGGUGAACGCGGCAUGGACAAAGAUGGCAAGAUGAUCUGCAUUCGGCCUCAUCCGGAUUUCCGUCUCUUCCUGACCAUGGAUCCCAAGAACGGCGAAAUCUCUCGCGCCAUGAGGAACAGAGGUAUCGAAAUCUACAUCCUCAGCGAUGCCGAGAAGGAAGAUCGCAACGAAACCGAUAUCAAAUCGCUCAUAGCGCAACAAGGACUCCGUCAACCCUACUGCAUUGAGGCGCUUCUACAGAUACACGAUGAAAUUACAUCCAACGUCAUCGGGGAAAAACCUAAUUUAGGUCAGCUGUCGCAGGCAUCUUUCCUCAUCAGCCAGAAGUUGUCGCGAGGAGCCAACGUUUCCGGUGCCUUUACCUCCGUCAUCGGCGACGUAUAUUCCAACUGCAGACCGGAAAUGAGCGCGGAGAAAGUACGCGAAAUUUUGAAUUCCGUGCAUGCGACCGGUACGUUGAACCUGGGAGACACCUUGUCCACAGCCAAAUUGCAAAUCAAUUGUGAUUUGGCAAGGAUCGAGCAACAAAUCUCAACGGUUUCCGCAAACGGAAGCAAUUUUGCAUUCAUGCACUUCUUCACCAUCUCAUCGAUGCGUGAUGCGAAUCUACGAUUGGAAUACGUCGCUCGUAUCUUAAGCGACGAAAAGUUUAAAACGUUGGCUACGAGAUUCUUCCGAGAGCUGCAGAAAAGGUGGAGUAACGAUAAACUUCUACCGAUCGACGCUAAUUGGCUACCGGACACCUACUACAACGAUAGGAACGCAACAAGAACAAACAAACUCUUUGUUUUGUUCUACUACUUGACGUGCACCGGACUACAGGAAUUCGAACCGGAACGAAUCCGCAGUAAAACAUUAAAAACUUUCACGCUACAAGAAUAUUUGCUGGGCGUGAAACGCAAGCAGAUCGAGAACAAAAUCGAUGAUGCCGUGAUCAUGAAUGUCCUCUCUCUGCUUCAAAAGUUUGACGAUUUCAUCGCCCAACUGCUCAUCCGAGACUUCCAACUCGACAAUGAAACGACCAUCGAAGUUAUUUCUCUGUUACAAUAUAGAUUUGUACUCUACAGAUUCUUUGUCAACACGAACACGUGCAUGAGCGAGUUGAGAAACGAUGAGAAGAUCCUGAACAAUCUCCACGUCCAUUACAAGUGGUUCAUAAAGAACUCCAUCAAGAACCUGGAGAAGCUAAUCGCAAUCCAAGCAGUCGACGAGAGUUUAACUUUACUGAUCCGCACCAUCAAUGCGGCUUUAGUGAAUCACUUCAGCGCCCUCCAGAAGUUGGGUAAAAAGUACCAGAAAUCUCUCACGAAGCCUCCACCUCUAAUCAACGAACUCCAAACCAAAAUCCUACCAGAGUUUCACGCUGCUCUGACCAAAUUGGAUUACUAUAAUAAGUCCAACGAUUUCCACAAAGCGUUAUCUCUUCUUCAUACACCAGAAGUUAAGAACGCAGCAUUAGAUAUGAAACUGUUUUUCGAUUAUGGAUUCAGUGAGAUUCCAGCUAUUUACGAACAAUUCUCCAAGAUGACGUUCAAAGCGAUCGAAAUAAAGCCCACUGAAAUUGCAGCUUUUCCUGUUUUGGAUCAUUUCAACUUCUUGGAAAUUUUGAAGUUCCGCUUGGAGGAUGAGAACUCUGGUGACAUCAGUGGCGUUUGCGUUCCGAUCAACACUAUAGCUACAAUUCAAAAAUACAUCAAAACUAACGAUAAAAGGAUGUUGAGCGAUGUUAAAACUGAAAUUUCCAACUACUUCAGACAUGCGGCCAGUCUCAAUCCAUCAACUUUCUUGAAAUCCGAAUUAAAUACCACCCUGCACGCCCAUAAUGCUGUUUUGAGCUUCCUCAUUGGUGAUCUGAUGGCAGGGGCGGAGACUUCCAGCACCACCGCUGUCACUCGAUUGGGCAGCUACAGAGAUAAUCACGCCAUGCACCUAAAGAUACGAAGUGCCAUCUGGAGCAACUUCCGGCAAAUAUCCAGCGCAGAAUACGAUUUCACGCAAUGCGAGAAGAAGUAUUUGAUGAAGAGCUACGAGGAGUUCCGGCGCACUUUCUCCGAAAUAUUCGAGGGUAAUUCCAUGGAUUUUAACCAAAUUCUAGAAGGUAUCGAAUCGGUGUUUAGUCAGUUUGAGGAUAGGAACAACGAGAAGGGCGUGCUGAUCUCCUUGCUGGCAGCGCUUCAAGAACAGAUUGGGCUAUUGGAAAGCGAUUCGAUAAAUGUUUUCGCCAACGUUUACAUAAUUCUCAGCUAUCUAAAGGCCCUGUUGAAUUCGCGACUGCCGCUCAUCGAUCCCCUGGCGAAGAUCGAAAUGCGUGAACGCUACUGCGGUGAAGAGAUUCAACACCUAUCGGAAUUGAACGACAGUUUCUUGGUGCAGAGUCGGUUGUAUUCGGACACAAAAUUCGGCCUGAGUCCGUAUUGCGAUGUAUUAAAGCGCAAAAUAGGCGAUUUAGAGGUGAAGCGCGAGAAUCUCUCUAAGUAUGUGGCCGUGCGACCGGAGGAUGUCGACUAUCAGAAUGUGAGAAGGAUGGUUGGUCAAGCUUUUUCCACGGUGUUAUCUCCGAGUACGAUUUUCGAUAUUUACAAAUUUAACAAUCAAAUCGAAGAGUUGAUUCGUGAUGCAAAUGGGGUGGAUAUCAAAUCAAUUGAUACCAAUGUGCGUUUAUGGUCCUCCCUUGUUGCUAGCUUCGAUAGCUUCGUCAAAAGAUUAAACAGCUUCCGGUACACUUUCCCCGAUAUUGUAGCUCCUCUCCUAGCAGACGUUAUGGAAUUAGUUCACGGUAUGAAUCUUAAGAUAGGCUUAAUCAAAAAACAUCUUCUACGAUACGAUCAAUCGAAAACGUACAACAUCUCUCUUCAGAGCGAAUUACUCGAACUAGUGAAGAUUCCAAACGUGCAAAAUCUUGAUGUAGUUAACGCAUAUAACGGAGAUAAACUUAGAGAUUUUGUUGAAAAAACGCUGGCGCAUAGCGAUAAAGCAAACGGAAAAUUAGAGAAUUUCAAGAUGCUCAAGUGCGGAAUCAUGGAGCUUUCGAAUGCCUGCAAAUUGCAUUCGCAGUUCACUCGAACGCUGGACGAGAAUCUCUUCGAGCGCUUCGAUAAGCUAUUGAGGAUGUUCGUAGCCGCUUGGAAAAAGCAAGAGGAAGAUACUGCCGCCAAGAAGGAAGCCGAAGAGAGUCUUUAUAAAACUAAAACAAAAUGCGAUGAGAAUGAAGAUGAGAUCGACGAGAAGGAGUUUAAACGUCUAUUUCCGUCAUACCACGAUCGAGACUUUGCCGAAUUCGGAGAAAAAAUGUUGGGAGAUGACGAUGAUGAUGAUCAUGAUGAUACGGUCAAAAUUGAUAGCAAGUUUUCGGAAGUCAUCAGACUCGAAGAUUUAUAUUUUGUCUCGGAUUUGCAUUCGCAUAUGAUGACGUUGUUCACGAGAACUGAAUGGCUUAAUCCCAAUUGCCACAAGGAUGAUUACAAGUGCGAUACCAUCGAACCAAUUCUGAUUAAGUUCAAGCUCUUCAAGACUCUGCUCGAUCAGAGUCCGGAGAGUUUCGAUUACACUUUGGACGCAGAAUUGAUGGGAACUUUGAAUGUAGUCGCGGCAAUUGCACAAAAUUACGGAGAUUCCAGUUCUCUAGAUGAUGAAUAUUCUGGAAAGUCGAAAAAAUACGACUUUUACAAAGACCCUAACGUCGAGGAAGUCGAACCAGCCUAUGUAAUUCUGUUGAAUUUACAGAAGAAAGUCAACGAACUUUUGGCGGAAUGGCCUGAACAUCCGACUCUCUCUACCGUUAUCGAUUUAAUUGAGAGGAUUUUCAACUUUGACAUAACCAGUCCGCUUUCGCGUUUUCUCACCGGCUUCGAUAUCCUCCUCACCAAGUGUCACGAAUGGGAGGAGAACGCCCACUCGGGUGUUAGCUUAUCGGAGCAUUCUCAAGCGAUCAGUCAUCAAAUGAUCGCCUGGAGGAAGCUCGAGAUAAACAAUUGGAAAAACUCUUUAGAUAACACCUACGAACGGUUAAUCGAAUGCAUGCCUAAAUAUUGGUCGUACAUCUAUGACGUGAUGAAUGAAUUCAUUGAGAAGAAACUCUUCGCAACCGAUGAGUUGAUCUCAACACUACAAAAGUUCAUCCUGCAAUCGAAUGUGGCCGAGUUUAAGACACGUUUGGAAAUGCUGAACGUCUUCCAUUGUCAUGCGACUUAUCUACCGAAAACUGAGGAAAGAGACAUCUUCAUUAGCGUUAUGUGGAAUCUGUUCAAAUAUUACGAGCAGUUCUUGCCGAACGUCACUUCUCAAAUGAAAUCUGAUCGCGCUCCGCUAGAAAAAAAGCUGAAGGACUAUGUGAAAAUCAUCCGUUGGAAAGAUAUCAGUUAUUGGGCGUUGAAAGACACCUUGGAGAAAACGCACAAGAACAUAUAUAAAUUCAUGAAGGAAUAUAUUUUAUUAUUAUCUAAACCAGCAUCUCCAUUCUUGAAAAACGUGACGUCGCAACAAGAGUUUGUUGGUGUUCAAGAUAGACCUCAAAGGACCAGCCCGAAACGAUACCAUUACACUUCAGAUUCCAACUCUUACAUUACCAAAUUGCAAUUGAAUAUUGGAGAGUGCAAAUCAGAGGUUGGAUUAUUAGCCUGUGGUGAUAGAUAUCUGAAGAAGUUGAAGUCUCUAAGUCAGAAGAUUAUCUCAGCAACGCAAUACCCUCAAAAUGUGAAGAAGUUGGAUUGCUUUGUGAGCGAAGUAAUUGCUACAAGCGAACAUCUGCAAAAGCUCGAGAUUGAUACGAAUUUGACGAAGGAGAAGCAAAAGUCACAGGCCAAAGGUUACCUGCAGCAAAAGCAGAGAGCACUCGUCGAUCUCUUCAAAACAUUGUCGAAAAUCGGGUUGUCUUAUCGUAAGGGUCUCAUGGAGGAAAAAUGUAAAGAUAUUACAGCCGAAUACGUGACGAAACCUUUGGAUUUGGAAGCCGCCUUGUCGCACGUACCCAAGUGUAAGAAUGACGAAAAGUUGCUCAUCCUCUGGGACGGAGUCGAGGUUUACUUCCGAAAGUGUUUGAUGCGCAUGGAGAUUUUGGAUGGUGCCGUAAAAACCCCCGCCAAAGACUUGGGCAUGGGCAACGUUGAACGGUGCAAAGGAUACUCCGGCCAUCUGAUGACUUUGGCUUUGGCACAGAAACGUAAGCUGAUCGAAUCCACGAACCUCCUGUACCACAUCCGCUAUUACCAAAUGAUCUUCGGCGAGUUCCAAGAACAUUCCACGUACAUAAACUCUGAAGAUCUGGACAAACUGAAAUAUCUACUCUUCGACACCGUUGUGGCUAUGAAGCAACUCAAAUUAAUCCUGAUGUCGUGUCCAGACUCUGAACCAUCAAAAAUCAUUCCUGUUCUCGAAUCCAACACCGCGUUCAUCCAAACCAAAGACGACCUCAUAUGGAAUUCGACAAUGAAACUCGUCGCAUCUACUCUGACCAAGAGUGAACAAAUCCUCGAAGCUCUACGUAAAGUCAAAUUAACGAUACCUUGCGUGGACAGGAAUCUGGUUACACCAAAAUUCGUCCACCUGCCAAAUUCUACUCAGAUCAUUGACGAUUUGAAGUUGACGAUGGAGAAUCUCGAAGCGAUCAAAAGCAUUUUCGGUUCCGUUCCGAGCAUUGAAACGGUGACCAUCCUGUUGAAGCAGUAUUCUGCUAUGGCUGAAGUGUUAUGUGCCAAACCUGCUGAAGAUAAUUGCAAAGAGGAUCUAAACGAAUUCAAGAAAGAUACUGAGGGUAUCGUUAAAACCGUACUCUUAAUAACGCAAAUCAUUCACAAAAGGUAUCCAGAAAAUAAUGAGGAAGUAAAAGGAGAAGAAGAAGAGGAUCAGGAUGUCUUGUCGGAUAAUCUGCUGAGCGUCUCUUUGGUACAACAAAUCUUCGAUGAUAUUUCUGUUCUUAACAUGGCCGAUAUUUAUUUGCAAGUGAAUUCUUUGGCGUGUAAAUUGGCUGCACUAGAUUAUUCUAAGAUCUCGGACGAGUUCAAACGGGAAAUUGCCAAGAUGGCGCCAUUCUUCGAGCAAAUAGUUUUCUUGUAUCAGUACUUCAUAACGCAACAGGUUUCGACUUAUAGGGUUACGUUAAAGGUGUCGUCGAUUCUUUUGAACAUUUUCAUCGAAUUGGCCACGAACGGUUUUUGCAUUCCGCCUGAGCUGGCCGAGGAGGAGAAAGGUGAAGGUGAUGGAAAGUCGUCGAGUGGAAUGGGUUUGGGUGAUGGUAAGGGCGAGAAGGACGUGUCGGACAGGAUUGAGUCUGAGGAUCAACUGGAAGAUGCUCAACCUGCUGGGCAGGAGCAACAAAAGGAAGAUGACGAGGACUGCAAAGAGGAGGAGAAAGGUAUUGAGAUGACCGAUGAUUUCGAAGGAACCUUACAGGAUAAAGAAGAGAAGCCAGGCGAUGAGGAAGACGAUGAUAAUAAAUCGAAAUCAGACGAUGGAGAAGAGCAAAUGGGUGAUGUCGAUAAUGAUGCCGAUCAGUUGGACAAAGAGAUUUGGGGCUCUGACGAUGAGGAGGAUGUUGACGAGCAAGGCGAUGGAAAAGACGAACUGAAAGGUGACAAAGGAGAGACCGAAGGCGAGCAAGAACUUGCCGCCAAAGAGAACAACGUCGGCAACGAGGAGGAGGAAAAGAAUGGCGAUGAUAAGAAGGAGAAGGAAAAGGAAAAGAAGGAGUUGAACGAGAUGGACGACGUAGAGUACGACGAUGAUCAAGUAGAUCCGAACCAUGGAAAUCAACCGGAAUAUCCAGAACCAGAAGCUCUCGACCUACCCGACGAUUUGAAUUUGGAUGGCGAAGACAACGAGGACGAGAAAAACGAGGAGAAUCCUUUCGACAUAGAUGCGAUUAAAGAUCAAAUGCCGGAAGAUAAGCAAUCAGACGAACCAGAAGACGCCCCAACUCAAGAAGAAGAAAAGAAAGAAGAUGAAAUGGAAAACGACAGUGACGAGGAAGGAGGUGAGAAUAAGGACGAUGCAAAAAUGGACACCGGAGAGGAAAACGAGGAAGAGGAAAACGAAGAUGCAAAGAAAGGUAAAAAGGAAAUAGAAGAGGCUGUGGAGGAGGAGCCGCAAGGCGAGGAUGAAGAUAUGGAAGCACUGGAUGAUCCAAGUACAGCUGAAAACGAAAUAUCCGCUCCGGAAACAUCCACAGCCCAAUCUUCGGUUCAGACAAAUCCAUCCACCGAAGAUCAAUCAAAGAAAUCCAACGACGAAGAUAAUUCGCAAGACGAUAACCCCGAGAAGGCGGGAACUGGACAGGCGCAAAUGGAGGAGAGCAAAUCAGGUCACAAAGGGGAAUCGUAUGCUCAACAAACGUCCAAAAGCAAAGAAGAAGUCAGUAAACCCCAGAAUAAGAGAAACAAGUCAGGCGAAGAAGAUACGGAAAGAAGUAUGGGAGAUACUUCUGAGCCAUUGCACAAGAAGAUGAAAACCAUCGACGUGCAAGAUGGUAAGGAAGAUGAGAAUGAGGAGAUGGAAGGUGAAACUGAAUCAGAAAUAUACCAGCACAUCAAGGAUCCAAAGAACGCCACCGAUCAAAUGUUGGACUCGGUUAGCAAAGAGCAAACAGAUAAGCAAAAGGAUGUACCGAACGAAGAGAAACAAGGAGACGAAGAAAAACCGUCAGAGGAUACGGAGAUGCUUCCAGAAAACGAACAGGAGGAGGACGUUGAAAUGGUGGAUGUGGACAAGUUAAAACCGGAAUCUCUCGAUAAGAAUGAGAGCAAAAAGAAGAGUAAGGACAAGCUGCAGCCAAAAGAUGGGGAGAGCGAAGAUAUUACGGAUGUUGAAAUCGAUGGUGAGAAUGUUGAUACUAUGAAGGUUCGUAGAGGCGGCGAGAGCGAGCAUUUCACUCAAAUGUCGUCUACUCAGGACACGAGCAUUCCGCGCUUAUCUUUGGAAAACAUCACCCAAUUACGAACCGAAAUCGAGCAGCAGCUUUCCGUUUGGCAUGAGCCUCCAACUAGUGGAGAAGCGCAGAAGACCUGGAAAAAGAUAUCAUCGGUGACACUGUCUUUGGCCCAAAGUCUAUCCGAGCAGCUAAGGUUGGUUUUGGAGCCAACGCAGUCGUCGCAUCUGAAGGGCGAUUACAGGACAGGAAAACGCAUCAACAUGCGCAAAGUCAUUCCGUACAUUGCGUCGCAGUUCAGAAAGGAUAAGAUCUGGCUGAGACGCACCAAGCCAAGCAAGAGGGAUUACCAAAUCGUCCUGGCUAUUGAUGAUUCCUCGAGUAUGGCCGACAAUCAUUCCAAAGAGCUUGCAUUCGAGAGCGUGUCUCUGAUCUCUAAAGCCCUGAGUUUGCUGGAGAGCGGACAACUAUCCAUCCUGAGCUUCGGCGAAGACACUGAAGUCUUGCACAAGUUGAGCGAUCAAUUCACAGACGAUUCAGGAUCGAAGCUUCUGCAGAAAUUCCAGUUUGGGCAAAAGAAGACGUGCGUGGCGAAGAUGGUGGAUUUCGCCACGGAGAUGCUCAACGGAUCGUCAGCGACUUUCGUAGAUUCGCUUCUGGCAAAACUGCUGAUUGUCAUGAGCGAUGGAAGAGGUAUCUUCUCGGAGGGCGAGAGCUUUGUGCAGCAGGCGGUGCGACGGGCCAAACUCUCUAACAUCUUCAUCAUUUUCGUGAUCAUCGAUAACCCAGAGAACACCACCUCCAUUUUGGAUAUCAGGAAGCCGAUCUUCCAGGACGGAAAGAUCAAGGAGAUCAAAGCAUACAUGGAUACGUUCCCGUUUCCAUUUUACAUAAUCCUGAGAGACAUCAACUCUUUGCCGAACGUGCUCAGCGAUGCGCUAAGGCAAUGGUUCGAACUGGUUUCGAACGUGGACAAGCAGUAGAAAGGAUGAAAGGUUACAAUGCUUAUAAUGUUUUUAAAUUUUAACACAAAUAAUUUCUGUUUUAUUUUAUAAAAUAUAUGACGAUGAAGUAUAAA
Messenger RNA from Nicrophorus vespilloides, 15582 nucleotides. RefSeq names its product midasin. Gene Ontology annotation, biological process: ribosomal large subunit assembly; rRNA processing. Gene Ontology annotation, molecular function: ATP binding; ATP hydrolysis activity. Gene Ontology annotation, cellular component: nucleus; preribosome, large subunit precursor. The coding region runs from base 89 to 15487 and encodes 5132 amino acids. Lineage: Eukaryota; Metazoa; Arthropoda; Insecta; Coleoptera; Silphidae. The record is from RefSeq and is a predicted model, not a curated record. The transcript is spliced from 20 exons.